Messenger RNA from Aedes albopictus (Asian tiger mosquito), 2420 nucleotides. It is a transcript of the gene nudE, whose product is annotated as nuclear distribution protein nudE homolog. Gene Ontology annotation, cellular component: centrosome; kinesin complex; kinetochore. The record is from RefSeq and is a predicted model, not a curated record. NCBI's taxonomy places the organism in Eukaryota, Metazoa, Arthropoda, Insecta, Diptera, Culicidae. The transcript is spliced from 2 exons. Gene Ontology annotation, molecular function: microtubule binding. Bases 265 to 1590 code for a protein of 441 amino acids. Gene Ontology annotation, biological process: microtubule nucleation; cell migration; chromosome segregation.
CAUCGAUCAUUUUCCUUUUGUGUACGUCUGUUUGGUGACUCUCUCCGUGACUGUUUCUCGAAAACGAAAAAAAAGUGACGAAAAUGCGAAAAAUAUACACAUAAUUAUCAUAAUAGAAUCGCUACGGAGGAAUAUUCAUAUUUUUUCCGUAUCCACAUUGGAAAAGCGUUGUGCCAUUGGACGGAAUUUCCCCGCUACUGAAGGAAUAAGUUUUGGAAGGUGGAAAUAAGCUGAGCAUUCCGAGUGCAAUCGGAAGCGGCCGCGAUGGAUCAAGAGAAACUCUUCACCAGCGUGGAGGAGGAAUGCUUGUACUGGAAGGAGCGAUGCUUGAAGAUCGGCCAGGAGCGCAAUGACGUCCAGAGGGAGUUUGACGAUUUCACGGAGGAGUCCCGGCAGCUGGAAGCGGAGCUGGAAAUGACCGUCGAGCAGCAGGAGAAAAAGAUUCGGGAUCUUAACCAGCUGGUAAGUCAGCUUCGAGUGGAGUGUGAGUCAUACAAGCGGAAGAUGACCAACAGUGAGAAUGAAUCGAACAAGAUCGACGCAGACUAUAAACAGUUGGUCAAGGAGAACGAAAAGUUCAAGGUUUAUAUCCGCGAACUAGAGCAAAAGAAUGAUGAUUUAGAACGAGCCAAUCGGGUGGCAAGUGAGAGCGUUGCCGAGUUUGAAUCGAUGCUGAAUCAGGCUUAUGAAAAGAAUGCUCUCUUGGAACUGGAGGUUGAUGAAAAAGAACGCAUGCAAAUCAAGUUGCAACGACUUAUGGACGAGGCUCGAGAUUUGAAACAGGAGCUAAAAGUUAGACAUGUUCCCAAGAGCGAAGAAGAUGGCGAAGUUAACGAUGCCCAGACAGAAAGAACAACAGAAGAAAAACCGCAAGAGAAUUCUACUACUGAGCUUAGAUCCGACUUGAAUACCACCGCAAAUGUCUGCCUCGGCAGCAGUAAGCUUGAAAACAUCAACAAUAACAUCAUAGGCAAAAAGACAGAUCCUAAUGUAGUUGCCCUUGUUAAAUCGGCCAGCAAACUUGACCUGGAAUCCAAUCUAGGAAGUAUGGAAAAUUCCGUGAACCAAACAGAAGAUAGCACACUGCAGCAAAAGUUGAUUAUAGAACGCAAUGGCAACAUCAAUAGCAGCUCGGCACUGGUUUCGAGCGUCCUGAACGCCCCAAUGGCCCCCAGCGACCGAGUUUCCACUCUCAGCAUUGUGGCAGAUCUUCUCCGACGGUUAGACAACAUGGAAGCCAAACUGAAGGCUUGGAAAAUUCGCAAACCCUCAUCUCGGACGAAUCUAGCCUCGAGUGGAACCCAUCGACAUAGCCACAGUCAGUUGAAUAAUCACAGUUUGCACCAUUCCCACCAACACCAACUCGGUAUAUCAGCAGCAGCAGCGACGGGUGGUGGAUUGACCGGAUCUGGCGUCCCGGCCGACAGUAGUGUAUCGUUGAAUUCCCUGGGUAGCGGUGAUAGCUGUUGCAACGUGCAGCUGCACUCGUAUCAACCCGGUAUGGCCACCAUCGGAACGCAAACCUCCUCUCAACAGCAGCAGCAAAUUCCACCACCACAAACGAAAACAGAGCUAAGGGCUAACAAAUAAGCUAACAAGAACCAACCUCCCACACUCUUUUACUCUUAUGCGUACAUUUACUGUUUUUUUUUUCUUUUUUAAUUAAAUUAUUUAAUUUAAUGGGUAUUAUUUUACGGCAAAUUCUUCAGCGUGUAUUUGUACAUAGGCAUGCCGGAGGAAGGGCACACGGAGAAAGACGAUAGUUUGCAACGUAAAAACAAUUGCAUACAGAUAUUUUUUAAAAAGAUUUAUCAUGCUUUUUUUGGAAACGUUGAUCGAAUUCAAAAAGUACGUCUGUUCAAAUUGACCGUUUUAACUCGAUAAGUAGCAAUGUUCUUCGUUAAGAAUGAAUAAAUAUUUGUAAAAUUAUAAAUUAAAUUUUCUAGGAUUAGCCUUAUUCUAUAUUUUUCGGAAGACUUUAAACGAAUCAACUGUCAUGAGUAUAAACACGAAUGAAUAUAACAAUUGCACUUCUUCAAGAGUGUUCGCUUAAUAUGCUGUCACAUUAUUCUGACAAAGAAAAUUGCUAAUAAACAUGUAAAGGGAAACCAUAGCAUUCUCUCGCUUUCAGUUGCAGCAUCUCUGAGAAUUAAAAAAAAAGAAAAGUAAUACCCUUGUAACUCUGCCGAGUGCAAAGAAAGGAAUCCAAAAUAUAAAUAAUAAAACACAUAGCGACAAAGUACUAGAUUGUCUUGUUUUCUAUUACACGCAGUACUAAUCGUGUGAUACAUUGAAUCUAAAAAUCGAGCUAUAAUUGUAAAUCAGUCGACAAAGCUAGCUGAUAUGCCUGAUAAACGACAGUGUACCCCGAGAAGAAAUGUUGAAUAAAAAUAUUUAUCGGAAGAACAGUCUAACUAGUA